Molecule: messenger RNA, 4054 nt
Organism: Rhincodon typus (whale shark)
Lineage: Eukaryota; Metazoa; Chordata; Chondrichthyes; Orectolobiformes; Rhincodontidae
Gene: hacd3
Product: 3-hydroxyacyl-CoA dehydratase 3
Exons: 11
Coding region: 76-1194 (372 amino acids)
Biological process (GO): sphingolipid biosynthetic process; fatty acid elongation; very long-chain fatty acid biosynthetic process
Cellular component (GO): endoplasmic reticulum membrane
Molecular function (GO): 3-hydroxyacyl-CoA dehydratase activity
Source: RefSeq, a predicted model, not a curated record
UCAGCCGUGCAGAUUGUUCUAGCAAAAAGCGGCAGCGCGAUUCCGAGCCGAAGGCCGGCGGUACUGACCCUGGGAAUGGAGGGGCAGCAGCAGGAGGGCCUGGGCCUAAGCCACAGCCUGACCCCUCAUGUUUACUGGGCACAGAGGCACCAGGAGCUGUACCUGAGGGUGGACCUGAACGGAGUCCAGAAACCUGAUAUCAAGAUCACUGAAAACACACUCUCAUUUAAAGCACACGGCCAUGGUGCAAAAGGAGCCAAUGCAUAUGAGUUUCAUCUUACAUUCUUGGCACCAGUGAAUCCUGAGCCGCAGUUUAAGGUCACAGAAAGACAAGUAAACAUAACAGUGAAGAAAAUGGAGAAUAGAUGGUGGCACAGGCUGACCAAACAAGAAAAGAAACCAAUAUUCUUGGCUCCUGAUUUUGACCGCUGGAUGGAUGAAUCUGAUGCUGAAAUGGAACUUCAAGCAAAGGAAGAAGAGAGAGAAAUUAAUAGAAUGAGUUUGGAGUCAAGAGUUCGGAAGAACUCUUAUGUCACCAUGAAGAAAGGUUACUUAUUUAUGUACAACCUGGUGCAGUUUUUGGGUUUUUCAUGGAUCUUUGUUAAUAUGACAGUUCGACUGUUUGUGUUCGGUCGAGACUCUUUGUUUGAUACUUUCCACGCAGUUGGUGAUGUGAUGAACCUUUGCCAGCUAUUUGCAAUAUUGGAGGUUAUAAACCCAUUGCUAAAUUUGGUGAAAACAGGAUUGGUGCCAGCAGUGAUCCAGGUAAUUGGGAGGAAUAUGAUUCUGUUUGUGGUGAUUGGAAGUCAGGUGGAAAUGCAGAAUAAAGCAGCAGUGUUCGUAGUUUUUUACCUAUGGAGCAUCAUCGAAAUGUUCCGAUACCCAUACUACAUGCUGUCCUGUAUAGACACAGAGUGGAGAUUGCUGACGUGGAUCCGAUAUACCAUUUGGAUUCCUCUUUAUCCACUUGGAGUCAUUGCUGAAGCGGUGUGUGUGAUUCAGUCUAUACCAUACUUUGAUGAAACAGGAAGAUUUAGUAUCUUGCUGCCCAACCCAUUCAACAUCUCAUUCAGCUUCUCCUACUUCCUGCGAGGUUACCUUAUUGCUCUGUUCUUGGGUUUGUUCUUUAAUUUCCGACAUCUCUACAAACAAAGUAACAAGCAUCUCCGCCCAAAAAAACGAAAGCUGCACUAGAAAGGAUGUGUGUUUCUGAGUUGGAGCAUCACCUUUAAUAUUUUAAUUAAAUGUAAACUUGCUGCCUUUAUAAACCUCCUACUUUCCUGGAGGUGAGAAAAGCCAUGGUGAAAUGUCAAUACGUCUUCAGUAACCUGUUUCCCCCCCUCAUACCAGAUGCAACCUUUGCAGGUAUCACCUAUUGCACCUGAUCAUUUCCAAUCUAUUGCCAGCGUGAGAAGUAUUUUGCAAUAACCAAACACAUUCCUUAAUACUAAGGGAAAUAUUCACUUUGUCCAGUUAUAUUGCACCCUUGGUAAAAGUAUAUUUUUUCCAACUGCAGCAGAAUAAUUUUAUAAAUUAAAAUUGGUUUUGUAUUGUGAUGCAAUUUUGAUUUGUCUAAGAUGACUGUGCAAAAAAAGAGGUCUUAGCCGUUAGUGGGCAUUAUUAGACAGAUUAAUGCGUUGCUGUGUCUCAGUCUUUCUAGAAUUAGGAAAGUUAAUUUUAAAUUAGCUGCUUUAAUCUCUGUUCUUGCCACCACUCUCCAUUGUGUAUUAUUCAGUGUGACAGUAGGAGCCAUGUUUCACUGCUCUGUUUCCUUAUAACCAGAACCAAGGUGGUUGGGGGAGGAUUCCAUUCCAUUAGAAAAGCAAUACAGACUCAGGUGAUUUCCUUGGUGCAAAGUUACUCUGCUACUGAACUAUUUGUAGUCAUGCUCAUGAAUAUUAACUUCACAAAGGGUGGUUCAUUUCAUACUAAAAACACGAGGAUGGGUGCAUUAACGUUAGUUAGGAAGCUUAAAUCAGUGUGCGAGACAUAACCAUUAAAAAUGGCGAGAGAGAAAGCUGGGUUGCAUCAAGUCUCUUCUUUGAAAGAUUGGAUCUUUGCUCAUCAUUCACAUUGCCACCACUUAAAACACAUGCAAGCUGAUGAUUUUCUCCCUUGUUAUUUUGUUUGUUAAUCAAGACAAAUGCAAUGCAUUUAGAACUGUAACCAAAUGGUUUAGAUCAAAAUAUUUUGUGAAAAGUUUGAAAGUGUAUUGACAUGCGCAAAUUUUUUUGAGGAACGGUUAGAGAUGGAGAACUGCUGUUAUCAUCAGAAAGGAUUUACUGCAAUUUGAAUAGUGUGAACAUAGUGAAAACUAGUGAUCAAAAUUUUAUCUCAUGAGGUUUCAUGCAAGGAGAUUCGGCUGCUACAUCUUUUGUGUGUCCAAGUGUCCCUUCUUAGUGAGUUAUUGUUGUUCAACUUUUAUAUAUUGUAAAUCCUGUGCCACUGAAGGUGAAUUGAAACGUGAUAAGACUUUCAUAGUUCCUUGGUUGAGGUGACUUUUUGGUUUGUGGAUUAUGUUGACCAUAAUGUUGUAAUGAUCAGACAACUUCAACAGAUUCUGAUGUCAAAGAUGAUCCGUGGUUUGUAAUGAAUGAAUAAGCUAAACUGUUCUUAUCAUGUGAAGUUUGAGAGUUUUAACCAAAGUCUGAAGGAUCACAAACUGUAAUUUCAACCAUUUCUCCAAGAUCUUGGAAAAUUAGUAGCCUUGUUUAUCAAUUUAAGUUUUUGUCACAUGGUCACAGGUGAAGUUUUCUGUCUUCACAUUUUUAUUAUUUAAACAUAGAGGUGGUGAGGAUGAGAUGGACUGUGACCUAUCAUUACUGUGUGCUAUCUGGGAGAAGCAAGACCUUUGGUUACACUGCAACAUUUGACUUGUUGGCUACAAUGAGCUAAUGUGUGCUGACCAUUUGCAGUGGAUUGUCAGAAAAAACACUGAUCAAUAAAAUACGCAGACAAUAACAACAGAUUACCACACAUGUUUUCAAGGUAAUAUGUGAUCUGGGGUUUCAGUAACGGUUGGUGUCAGAUUCAUUAUGGAAAAUAUCCAAGGAAACCAUUUAGCCCACUGAAUCUAUGCUGACUCUCUGUAGAGCAAUCCAAUUAGUCCCACUCCCUUGCUUUAUCCCUGUAGCUCUGCAAGUGUAUUUCCCUCGAGGGCCAAUUAAUUUCUUUUACCAAUCAGUGUCAAUUUCCAACAUUUUACAUUGGCAGCAAGUUUCAGCCACUACUGCACACUGCAUUUUAAAACAAAAAUCUUGCCAAAACUUUGUAUCAUAAAUAAAGGGGUAUAGCUUUUCUUUGUGUACUUUACCUAAAGCUGUCAUAAUCUCCCAUUGAUCUUGUUUGCUGUAAGGCAACCAUCUCAGUUUCUCCAACCUAACCUUUGUAGUCCUUCACUCCCAGAACCUUUCUGGCAAAUAUCUACUUCUUCAGAACCAUACAUUUCUGAAAUAUUCCUGUCUAAACCCUUAUACUUGAUAAAUCCAAUCUCUCAAUACAUCCUGUCAACUUCAAACACACUUUAGAACUGGCCAGUAAAUCAGUAUUGCCCCUCUCUCUCUUGCCAAAGUGUAUCACCACCUAUUUCUCUACAUGCAAAUUCUGCUAGCCUGUCUAUACCAAUUUGCAUUUGAUAAGUGUCAACUUCCUAUUUCCCAUGCCUUCAAAUUUAGGAUCAUCAGCAAAUUUUGGAAUUGAACUCAGUUUUGCAAUCUCCAAGUCAUAUUUAUAUGCACAAAACAAAAGCAAAGAGAUCCUAGCCCUGACUUCUGGGCAACACCACUGUUUGUCAUCCUCCUGUCUGAAAAGCGACCAUUUACAACAUACUGUUCUGUCCUUAAGACAACUUUUUAUCCAGUGUUUUCCCUCCUAUUCCAUAAGCCUGAGUUUUAUUAAUAAUAUACAAUGGUGCAAUGGUUUAAUGGUGUACAAUGAAACUUAAAUGUGUACUUUGAUUCUGUUAUUGAAUUACCUGAAUUGAACUGCCACUGUAUAACGAUUUGAAUUGCACUUAUGAAUUAGUUUUGUACAUUAAAAUGAUAAUUUCACUGAA